This is a messenger RNA of Vigna unguiculata (cowpea), 2083 nucleotides long. RefSeq names its product pyruvate decarboxylase 1. Gene Ontology annotation, molecular function: thiamine pyrophosphate binding; pyruvate decarboxylase activity; magnesium ion binding. Gene Ontology annotation, cellular component: cytosol. Lineage: Eukaryota; Viridiplantae; Streptophyta; Magnoliopsida; Fabales; Fabaceae. The record is from RefSeq and is a predicted model, not a curated record.
GCACAUGGUUUAAGAAACCCCUUCAUCAUAAACCCCUCGCUCGCUCCACACUCACACAAACCGAUUAUACGAUCACUUCAGAACCGAAACCUCCAAACAUGGAAAGCGCUACUAAAGUUGGAGCAGCGGCUCAACCCACCUCUGCUUCCCCCUCCUUCGACGGCACGCUCGGCCGCCACUUGGCUCGCCGCCUCGUUGAGAUAGGCGUCAGGGACGUCUUCUCCGUCCCCGGCGACUUCAACUUGACGCUGCUCGACCACCUCAUCGCCGAGCCCAGCCUCAACCUCGUCGGCUGCUGCAACGAACUCAACGCUGGCUAUGCCGCCGACGGCUACGCGCGUGCCAGGGGCGUCGGUGCUUGCGUCGUCACCUUUACCGUCGGUGGACUCAGCGUCCUCAACGCCAUUGCCGGAGCUUACAGCGAGAAUUUACCGGUGAUUUGCGUCGUCGGAGGACCCAAUUCGAACGACUACGGCACCAACCGGAUCCUCCACCACACCAUCGGGUUACCCGAUUUCUCCCAAGAGCUUCGGUGCUUUCAAAGCGUCACGUGUUUUCAGGCAGUGGUGAAUAACUUGGACGACGCGCAUGAACUCAUUGACACUGCGAUUUCUACUGCUUUGAAGGAAAGCAAACCUGUUUAUAUCAGCAUCAGUUGUAAUCUUCCUGGAAUUCCUCAUCCAACUUUUGCUAGGGACCCUGUUCCGUUCUUUCUUUCACCCAAGGCAAGCAAUCAAGAAGGAUUAGAAGCAGCAGUGGAAGCAACUGCUGCUUUACUGAACAAAGCGGUGAAGCCAGUGAUUGUGGGUGGACCAAAAUUAAGGGUUGCGAAGGCACAAAAGGCCUUUAUGGAGUUUGCAGAGGCUAGUGGAUAUCCAAUAGCUGUUAUGCCCUCGGGAAAGGGACUUGUACCAGAGUAUCAUCCUCAUUUCAUUGGUACAUAUUGGGGUGCUGUCAGUACUGGCUAUUGUGGAGAGAUAGUGGAAUCAGCUGAUGCUUAUGUUUUUGUUGGCCCCAUCUUCAAUGACUAUAGCUCCGUUGGAUACUCAUUGCUGAUAAAGAAGGAGAAAGCCAUAAUAGUGCAGCCUAAUCGGGUGACCAUUGGCAAUGGUCCUUCCUUUGGCUGGGUUUUCAUGGCUGAUUUCUUAACUGCAUUGGCCAAAAAGGUUAAAACAAACACCACAGCUCUGGAGAAUUACCGACGUAUCUAUGUCCCUUCCGGUAUUCCUCUGAAACGAGAGCAGGAUGAACCUCUGAGAGUUAAUGUUCUAUUCAAACACAUUCAAGACAUGCUGAGCGGAGAUACUGCUGUAAUAGCUGAAACCGGAGACUCGUGGUUCAACUGUCAGAAGCUCCGUCUGCCUGAGAAUUGCGGGUAUGAAUUCCAGAUGCAGUAUGGAUCCAUUGGUUGGUCAGUUGGCGCUACUCUUGGAUAUGCACAAGCUGCAACAGACAAGCGUGUAAUUGCUUGCAUUGGUGAUGGCAGUUUUCAGGUAACAGCACAGGAUAUUUCAACGAUGAUUCGAUGCGGACAAAAGAGCAUAAUUUUUCUCAUUAACAAUGGAGGUUAUACCAUUGAAGUUGAGAUUCAUGAUGGCCCAUACAAUGUGAUCAAGAAUUGGGACUACACUCGUUUUGUGGAAGCCAUCCAUAAUGGACAAGGCAAAUGCUGGGUUGCCAAGGUACGAACAGAGGAUGAUCUGACAGAAGCAAUUAGAAAAGCUGUUGGAGAAGAGAAAGAAUCACUGUGUUUUAUAGAAGUUUUUGUACACAAGGAUGACACCAGCAAAGAAUUGCUGGAAUGGGGAUCCCGUGUUGCUGCUGCUAACAGCCGUCCUCCAAAUCCCCAAUAGAAAUUUCGUUGCUAAUGCCUUGCUAUGAUCUGUGUAUUUUGUUAAAUAAAUUUUUCCCAGAUCAUAAUUUCAAGAGAAAAGCCUUAACUAUGAAGUUGAAAUAAACUUGUUUCCAGAUUUGUAUAUUGACUCUCCCGCUGUUGUAAACACCAAUUAUUCUUGCGUUAUAAUGAGAUAUUGCGCAAUGGAAUUGUUAACGAAUCAAAGGAGAUAUAACCAUUGUAAGUAAA